AUGGAGGAAACUCUGAAGAGAAUCCAGAACCAGAAAGACGUCGAGGGCGUCAUCAUCAUCAACCUGGAAGGAAUCCCCAUCAGGACGACUAUGGACAAAUCCAGCACGGAUGAGUACGCUAGGCUGAUCCCUCCGCUGCUGCUCAUGGGCAGGAACACGGUGAGGAACAUCGACCCCACCAACGACAUCAGCUUCCUGCGGGUUCAAACCAGCAAGAGGGAGAUCAUGAUCAGUCUGGUUAAAGACUUCACCAUGAUCGUCAUCCAGAAAUCCACGGACUGAAAAUUAAUGAGCUGAACUGGUUGCUCCGACUAAAGUUCCUGUCAUGUUCAACACAUUCUGACUGUUAAUGUUUAUAUUUCCAGCAACUGAAGGGUUAGCGUUAGCCGCUGCGUCGGCUCAUUAAA
This is a messenger RNA of Cololabis saira (Pacific saury), 407 nucleotides long. Its product is annotated as dynein light chain roadblock-type 1-like. Gene Ontology annotation, biological process: microtubule-based movement. The record is from RefSeq and is a predicted model, not a curated record. Gene Ontology annotation, molecular function: dynein intermediate chain binding. Gene Ontology annotation, cellular component: cytoplasmic dynein complex; cytoplasm; centrosome. The transcript has 3 exons. Lineage: Eukaryota; Metazoa; Chordata; Actinopteri; Beloniformes; Belonidae. Bases 1 to 282 code for a protein of 93 amino acids.